AUGCCGCGGGGCCGGCCUCGCAAACUAAGGGAGAAGACUGACAACGAAACAGAUGGAUCUCAGGAGUUCAAACCAGAGAACUACGGCCAUGUGGAGAACAAAUGUAAUAUUUGCUCUCAGACAUUCACCACAGAAAGCCAGCUACAGAGGCAUCUCCGCGAUCAUGAGGCCAAUGACAAGCCUCACCGUUGUGACCAGUGUCCCAUGUCCUUCAAUGUUGAGUUCAACCUCACUCUUCACAAAUCCACACACACCACGUCUGAUCCCACCUGUCCCGUCUGUGAAAAGAAGUUCUCCCGGGUGGCUAGUCUGAAGUCCCAUAUCAUGCUGCAUGAGAAAGAGGAGAAUUUACUCUGUACUGAGUGUGGAGAUGAGUUCAUUCUUCAGAGUCAACUCUCCAUGCACUUGGAGGAGCACCGUAGAGAAGUGUCUGGAACCAAAGUUUACCCCUGCAAGACCUGUGACAAAGAGUUUAAAAUGGAAGGCCAACUCAGGGAACACGUGAAGAGCCACGUGAAGAUAAGACCUAUCGUAACCAAUUCGAGAAAUUAUAAGAAGAACAUUGAUCGGAGUGGGUUCACUAACAGCUGUGAACACUGCGGAAAGACCUUCAAAAAGCCCAGCCAGCUUGUACGACAUGUACGAAUUCACACAGGGGAGAGGCCGUACAAGUGCACACACUGUGGAAAAGCCUUCAACCAGAAGGUGGUGCUACAGACCCACAUGGUGAGACACACAGGGGAGAAGCCCCAUCUCUGCUUCCUCUGCCCUGCUUCCUUUUCCCAGAAAGGAAAUCUGCACUCUCACAUCCAGAGAGUGCAUUCUGAGACAAAAGGAGUCCCACUGUUUCCCUGCAUGGACUGUAGCUGUGUGUUUAAAAAGCUGGGAAGCCUUAAUGCUCACAUCAGUAAAAUGCACAUAUCAGUAGUGGAGGUGGAAGAGCCUGUAAGCACACAGGAGGGGGUGGAAUCAGGACAGGGCGUGACAGGGCCGGAGGGCACGGAGGGUGUGACGGACGUGAUCCAGCAACUCCUGGAGCUCUCUGAACCCGUGGCUGGGGAGGGACCCCAAAGUCAGACCCCUGUUCAAACCAUGACCUUGGAACCAGGCAUCAAUCAGGACAUCCUGCAGCAAGCCCUUGAGAACAGUGGACUGAGUGCCAUCCCUGUGCAGUCUGAUGCCCAGGGGAGUGCGGUGCCAAGGCCCGAUGUGGCAGCACAGAGCCAGGCCGUGGGUGGCACAGUGUCCUCAUCUAGGAAGACACCCAGACAGGACACUAAAGUUGUGAAGAAGGAGAAAAGGAGUAUAUUCAAGAAGCCCAUUCAAAUGCCUGGCACCAUAAGAGAGGAGAACGGCGUUAGGUGGCAUGGCUGUCCCUACUGCUCAAAGGAGUUUAAAAAACCCAGUGACUUGGUACGUCACAUCCGAAUCCACACACAUGAAAAGCCCUUCAAAUGCAAGCAGUGCUUCCGUGCCUUUGCCGUAAAGAGCACGCUCACUGCUCACCUGAAGACGCACACGGGUAUCAAGGCCUUUGUUUGCCAAUGCUGUAUGAAGAGUUUCUCCACCUCUGGGAGCAUGAAAGUCCACAUGCGCCUGCACACCGGUGUGCGCCCCUUCCCUUGCCCUCACUGCGAAAAGAUUUUCCGCACAUCUGGUCACAGGAAGACACACAUUGCCUCUCACUUCAAGAGCAUGCAGCAAAAGAAACACAAGUACCCAAGGAAACCUCACAAAGCCCGGGUAUCCAAGAGCAACAUGCCCCUGCCGGAUAUACCCCUCCAAGAGCCGAUCCUCAUCACUGACCUGGGCCUCAUGCAGAACCAGAACCCUCGCGGGAGUCUGCAGCAGUACCUGGACAUGGUGGAGAUCGACCGGCCGUACAAGUGCACCUAUUGCAGCAAAGCAUACAAGAAGUCCAGCCACCUGAAGCAACAUGUCAGGUCACACACGGGGGAGAGGCCGUACAAGUGCAUCCAGUGCAGUAAGGGCUUCGCCUCCUCGGGAGUUUUAAAAGCUCACAUCCGCACACACUCAGGCCUCAAAGCCUUCAAGUGCCUCAUGUGUGACACCACCUUCACGACCAGCGGUAGUCUACGCCGUCACAUGACCACGCACAGCGACAUCCGCCCGUACAUGUGCCCGUAUUGCCAGAAAACGUUCAAAUCUUCACCCAACUGUAGGAAACACAUGAAAACCCACAGGUAUGAGCUGGCUCAGCAGUUCCAACAGCAGCAGGCUGCUUCAGACCCCUCGUCGCUGGAUGACCCCAUGGGUGGAACCACCGUGACCCACGACAUGCAAGUGGAGAUGGUGGAUCGAGGAGGCCUCCAGCAACAGCCGCCCCCCGCCGUAGGGCCGGAGACGCAGAGCAUGCUGGAGCUGGGCCAGGCCCAGGUGGUCGGCGGUCCCCAGCAGGUGACGUUACAGACACAGCUGACAGAAGAAGGUCUUGUACAGGAUGCAGACACCUUUGUGACCACACAGCAUACUCUGCCCCAGAACAUCAGCCAGUAUGAGUCUCCAGCUCUUCCCCAGCCUACCUUUGACCAACCAGCACUCACUCAAGGUUUCACCAUAGCUGAGAGCUUUGCUCAGCAGCCUCAGUUCUCUACAGUGCAACAGCUCCAGGACUCAAGUACACUGGAAUCUCAGGCCCUAUCCUCCAGUUACCACCCGCAGGGCCUGCUACAUGUGCCCAGUGCUGAGGCCGGUGGUCUACUGCAGGAACCUACCCAAGGAGACCUCCAGCUUACUACAGGCCAAGGACAAGAAUACCAAGAGGACAGUGAGGAAAACAGCAAGAGGGCCCACAGGUGUGACUUGUGUGAUAAAGGUUUUAAGAAGUCCAGUCACUUGAAGCAGCACUUGCGCUCUCACACCGGUGAGAAGCCUUACAGUUGCAACAUCUGUGGCCGAAGCUUUGUUUCGGCUGGAGUACUCAAGUCUCACCUCAACACGCACACAGGGGUGAAAGCGUACAAGUGUAAUGUGUGUGAUGCCUGCUUCACCACAAAUGGAAGUCUUAACCGCCACAUGAUCAUCCAUCUGAAUGUGAAGCCAUAUAAAUGCUCUAUGUGUGAUGAGGCUUUCCGUACCAACCUUCUGCACAGGAAACAUAUGAAGAUGUAUCACGCUGUGGGAUCCAGAGUGCUAGAAGAGGAAGAUGGUGGCGAUGAAGAAGAGGGUUCUGAACGUUUGGUAACAAAGAGAAAUCGUGCGGGGAUCAUCACGUUUACGGAGGAACAGACGGCAGAGUUAGCCAAGAGGGCGCCUGGCGACGGAGCAUCGGUGUCGGAGAAGGUUCUGGCCCAGUCUGCUGCUGAGCGAGACCGUAUCAGUGAGAUCAAAGACAAGGCUGUAGAUCUGGAGAGCGAACCAAAAUUUGCCAAUCGCUGCCAGUAUUGUCCCAAGAGUUUCAAGAAGCCCAGUGACCUCGUCAGACAUAUCCGAAUCCACACAGGGGAAAAACCAUACAAGUGUGACGAGUGUGGGAAGAGCUUCACAGUCAAGUCUACUCUCGACUGCCACGUCAAAACACAUUCAGGUCAGAAGCUGUUUAAUUGCCACAUGUGCAACACAUCCUUCUCAACUAAAGGCAGUCUGAAAGUUCACAUGCGCUUGCAUACCGGUUCCAAACCUUUCAAAUGCCCCUACUGCGAACUACGCUUCCGCACUUCCGGCCACCGCAAGACCCACAUCCAGUGCCACAUCCGGCCCAACUCCGACGGCAAAAAAGCCAAACGGGGUUCCGCGGGUGGGGGCCAGCAGAGUCAGGAGGGGGUUCACAGCCAGGCAAGGAGGGGCCCCCAGCAACCCACUGCUGGCUCUGAGGCUUUACCUCCAGUUGGACUGCUGCAGACCACCACCAGUGAUCCCGGCAUCUACAUCCCAGCAAACCCAGUCCUGGCUGGCCAGUAUGAUCAGAGUCUACUACAGCAAGGGUUGGUGGGCCAAGCCAUCUUGCCAGCCACUGUGUCAGCGGGGGGUGAUCUGACAGUGUCUUUGACUGAAGGACUGGCCACACUGGAGGGUAUUCACCUGCAGCUCACCCCAGCCAAUCUGGUCUGUCCUAAUGUUCAAAUCUCAGGCAUCGACACCAGCAAUAUCAAUAACAUCACAUUACAGAUUGAUCCCAGUAUCCUCCAGCAGACUUUACAGCAGGGUGGGCUGCUGUCUCAGCCUCUGACGACUGAACCGGGCCUGACCCCGCAUGCUGGUGCCCACCUCAUGCCCUCCGGAGACCCUUCAGUGCCAGCUAAUGUCGUAAUCCACCCCCUUACCAGCCUAUCACUGCAGCCUUCUGUUACCCCUGGCAACGUCAGCAUCACAGGCCUGACUGAACAGGACACCACAGGUUCUCAGGACCUGUCUCAUGUGAUGAAUGCUCCUGGGCUCGUGACCAAUGGGAGCAGUGGUCCAGAAAUCACUUUGACCAUUAACAACUCCACCCUCACUCAAGCACUAGCCCAGGCACAAGCCAACGCUGCUGUCACUGCCCCUACUGCCAACAACCAGCAGGAGAUCACUCUUACUAUAUCAGGUCAGGAUCUGCUCCCCCAACACGGCGCCCCCUCUGGCCCGGAGCUGAAUGGUGGCAUAAGACUGGCAUCCAGUAACAGUGCCACCCUCACCAUUGGCAACGACCAACUGCUUUCUCAAAGCCCCACACCCACAGGCAUGGCAGUCACUACACUGGCGCCUAGCACCUCCCUAUCGCACACCGCCGUGUCAACACAAAACCUGGUGAUGUCAUCAUCAGGCGUGGUCAGCGACGGAAGCGUGACCCUUACGCUAGCAGACACACAGAUGCUGGACACCGUUACACUUAACCUAAAUGCACAGGGCCAACAGUUCCCUACGGUAAUGAGUGAGAAUCUUCCAGAGCAACCAGCGAAUUCUGCUCAGCAGGUCAUUCUCGUCAGCCAACCCUCUGAGAGUACAGUGGGACCUCAGGACGAUAGCCUUGGGGUGAAGGAAGCGGGUCAGCCGACUGUAGAGAAAGGUUCGGACGCAGAGGGUCAACUGAAUCAGUGUUUCUACUGCAACCAAGUCUUCCACACGGCAAACAAGCUGAGGAAACACUGCAGGCAGGCGCACGGCAACGAGCGCUGCCACGUCUGUCGGAUCUGUAACAAAGCCUUCAAACGCGCGACCCACCUCAAGGAACAUGCAAACAUCCAUAAGAAAGGCCCAUCACUGAGUUCUCAGAAGCCUCGAGUAUUUAAGUGUUCCAACUGUGACAAAGCUUUCUCCAAACCCAGUCAGCUGGAGAGACACAUCCGCACACAUACAGGUGAGCGGCCUUUUCAGUGCUCACAGUGUGAAAAGGCUUUCAAUCAGAAGAGUGCUCUGCAGGUGCACAAAGUCAAGCACACGGGAGAGAAGCCCUACAAAUGUGCCAUCUGCACCAUCAGCUUCACCCAGAAAAGCAACAUGAAGCUGCACAUGAAGCGAACCCACGGCUUUGGUCGGAAAGCAGAGGUGGAGGUGGUGUUGGAAGAAGGAGCCUCGAGGGCACGGAGCGCGCAGGUGGAGACCCCUGAGCUGGAUCUGGAGGAGGUGGUGCAGGAGUCAACGGGAGACUGGCAGUGUUCCAUUCCCAACGUCUUUCCCUAAGCCCUCCACCCCAGCUCCACUUUGUCUAUUCAUAAGCUCUUCUGUGGUUUGACUGGCUGUUUGGAGCAUUUUGCUUUCCAGACUCAUCAAGUCUGUCCUUUUCAGUUCCAACGUGACCUGUGUA
Molecule: messenger RNA, 5743 nt
Organism: Chanos chanos (milkfish)
Lineage: Eukaryota; Metazoa; Chordata; Actinopteri; Gonorynchiformes; Chanidae
Gene: znf236
Product: zinc finger protein 236
Exons: 32
Coding region: 1-5619 (1872 amino acids)
Biological process (GO): regulation of transcription by RNA polymerase II
Cellular component (GO): nucleus
Molecular function (GO): DNA-binding transcription factor activity, RNA polymerase II-specific; RNA polymerase II cis-regulatory region sequence-specific DNA binding
Source: RefSeq, a predicted model, not a curated record